Messenger RNA from Cladophialophora yegresii CBS 114405, 885 nucleotides. RefSeq lists its product as uncharacterized. The record is from RefSeq and is a predicted model, not a curated record. Bases 1 to 885 code for a protein of 294 amino acids. Gene Ontology annotation, cellular component: nucleus; chromosome, centromeric region. Gene Ontology annotation, biological process: protein localization to kinetochore; mitotic cell cycle; kinetochore assembly. The transcript is spliced from 3 exons. NCBI's taxonomy places the organism in Eukaryota, Fungi, Ascomycota, Eurotiomycetes, Chaetothyriales, Herpotrichiellaceae.
AUGGCAGACUCGUCGCAAGCAGCCACAUGGCUGCUAACAGAGCAUCUCCAGUACACGCCGUUGUCGCUGAUCGACGACAUCAUCAACUCAGUCAACAACUUCGUGUUACAGGUUCUCGGUAGCCUCGAGACGGGACUCUUGACGACACCUCCUGAGGAACUUGGCUUCCAGGCGGUGAAGAAAAGGAGAGAAGAUGGCGUUGAGGAAGUCGAAUUUCCUGAUGCAAAGCAAGAGAUCGAGGAAGGGCUUCAUAAACUCGAAACGCUGUUGUACUCGACCGUGGAUAAGAACUUUGACAAAUUUGAGAUAUACGUUCUGAGGAACAUCAUGUCUGUGCCGGCAGAAUUGGUCAACUGGGUGCGCCUGAGUCACUACGAGAACUUGUCCUACCCCCCGCCACAGAACGCCCCGACGGUCGACAGUGUACAAGUGAUGCGAGGCAAACUGGCAGCUGGAAGAAAUGCCUCGCGAGCCCUUCUGAAAGAGUACAACCGCAACCAGGCCAUCAUACAGCAAUUGCGCAGUCUGCUUGGUCAGACGCAAGCUACACCCGACAACCUCUCCUUCCUCGCGAACAGCACUCAAGCUCGAUCGCUCACCACGAACACGAACUUCGCCAUUUCCCAGUUACCCGCCCUCCAAACACUGCUUAAGGAGUUGAGACCGAAACUUGCAGCCCUGAAACAUGCCAGCGUCAAUGUUGACAGUGCCAAAGAUGAACUUAAAGAGGAGCGCAGAGGUUAUAUUGAGCAACGCACACAAUCGCAUCUCCGCCGUAACGGAGAAGACGUACAAGAACAGUCAGCUGCAGUGUCUGGCAAAAGAGUGGAGUCGGAAGAGGUUCAAGCUUUGGAAAAAGUCGCUGCGAUAUUUGACCCAGAUUGA